Nerophis lumbriciformis (worm pipefish) is the source of this 987-nucleotide messenger RNA. The record is from RefSeq and is a predicted model, not a curated record. Lineage: Eukaryota; Metazoa; Chordata; Actinopteri; Syngnathiformes; Syngnathidae.
AUGGAGUGGCGGAGCAGCAACGACGGGCAGUCCGACAGUGAGUCCCCCGAAACGGACGCAUGCUGCCCCCACCAGCAGGUAGGUACUCAGCUCUGCGGUUGUGCCGAGGCAUCCUCGCACCAGAACCGGCAGCCGGGUUGCUCGAUGACCUCCGCGGUGUCCGGCUGGAUGCUGGCCGAAGCCCAGGACCGCCUUUGCGCUUUAAGGUUCCACUGUUCCGAAUCCCUGGAGCAGGAACACGCCCGGACUCGUACGAGUCCCAAUGAGCUGACGCAUAGCGAAGAGGAGUGGCGCCGCAAGGAGAGCAUGCUGGGAGGUCAGGAACCCAGUCGAGGGCCCGUGCUGGGUGCGGAAGGAAGUUGGGAUGUUUUUGAUAAAAGUAUCAUCAAUGUCCAAAAUGAAAGAGGAGAAGCAGAACAAGGCAAAGCAACUCUGCACAACUCAGAGCAAGACCUCAGACAUUUUGGAAUGUUGCGGCGAUGGGACGACAGUCAGCGAUUCCUUGCAGAAAAGCCUGAGUUUAUCUGCGAAGAGACGGCCAACUUUCUCUUUUUCUGGUGCCUCACACUGCAGCAAGAAGGGAAGGAAGCACUAAUGGAGCAGGUUGCUCACCAAGCUGUAGUCUUGCAGUUCAUACUGGAGAUGGCGUCAAACUCUCGACAGGACCCCAGAGGCUGCUUCAGGCAAUUCUUCCUAAAAGCCAAAGAAGGACAAGACGUCUACUUGGAAGUCUUCCACACUGAGCUCGAGGCCUUCAAAUGCCGAGUGAGAGAACACGCCCCCAAUAACACGACCCGUCCGCCCAACAACGGCACAAACUACAGACCCGGCUCCAAAGAAGAGCACUAAAGCGUUCUACUUUUUAAUCAGGUGACAGAGUACACCUCCAAGCGCUGUUUAGAAGAUGGACUGUUGAUAAGCACGGGGCGGUGGACAAAGGACGAGGCUACGGAAAGUGAUGAUACACGCAUGAUGGAAACCUCUUAG